AUGUUGCAUUAUUAUUGUAGACACAGGAACAGGGAUUUGUUAACCGCUAUGAUCUGGGGUUUAAACUACCCAACCAGGUGUCCACUUACAGGCCACAGUGUUUAAACAUAUUACAAUUCAAUAUCGCUAUUUUUCCCUUUAAAAAUUGCCAUUAUCAAUAUCUAGCUAGCUAGGCUAUUCUAGCUAGAAUGUCGGAGACCGUAAUGUUUCAGACGCAGUUGUCGUCCAUCAUGGAAGCUCUAUCCACCGCCGCCAUGGCGGAGAUAACCAAACUGGUGGACGAGUACUCCGCGUUUUUACGUGGGGAACUGUCACGUAAAAAACACGAUAACGAAAUCCUGAUGAAAAAGCUGAAAGUAGUUGAAAACCGGCACCGGAAAAGGACAUCUACGAUUGAACACGGUGGGGACGGAGUUGGCACUGUGCUGCGCGAGAGACUUUGGAACGGGGGUUCCCUACCGCACCACACGCCCCAAACCAACAGAGAACACAAGCCCGACCCAGUCUUUACGCAGCAGGGUUGCAGCAGCGAGUGGAGUAAUGGACCCGCGGCGCGGGAGGGACUAAGGACGGACGAGACCACUGUAACAGACAAGACGGCUGAACCAGUUAUCAUCAAACAAGAGAGACUGGAGGAGGACGGCCCAGGGGAAUGUGGUGCUCCAAAUGAACUGAGGAUGAAUGCUCCUGAGCGUUCCACCACUCCACUGGUCGCCCGGCAACCGCAUCCCACUGAUCAGAGCAGUUUUGAGGAGGACUGGGGGUUCCAGAGUACACCACCAGGGGGUAGAGAUGAGCUCACUGACUCUAUGGAACACAACAUAGAAGUGGAACAUAGAACUAUGGGACACCACAUAGAACAGGAACAUAGAACUAUGGGACACCACAUAGAACAGGAACAUAGAACUAUGGGACACCACAUAGAACUGGAACAUAGAACUCUGGACCAUGACCUCAGUAGCAGCUCUCACUGCCUUGACCAGGAACAGCCUGUAGUAGUUGAGAUCUGCCUCAAGAGGGAGCCAGAGAGCCCAUGUCCAGACCUCAACCCACUACCGGGAGGAGAACCAGGCCUGGAGGUCGACCAGGGGGAUCUGGGCCAAACGUACCCCGAGUAUGCAGCACUGAACCUGGGGUACGGUGGCUACACAGACACCUCUGGUCUAUUUUUCACCUACUCGUCAGAAAACCAACUACAACACACUUCCUCCUUGACAACGACCACAGACGAUUACGCAUCGUUCCCGGGGAAAAACUCUGUCACCUUCAUGCCUGGUCACCAUGGAGACCAAAGAGGAAAUGGUGGGACUGUCAGAAUUCGAGCUCCCCUCAGUAAAGAGAAGGAGGGGAGGUUCGUAUGCAAACAUUGUGGGAAGGGUUUCCCCUACAUCAGCUGCCUUAAGCGGCACGCCCUCAACCACACGAGAGAGAGGACGCAUCACUGCUCCAUGUGUGGGCGGAGCUUCAUCAGACCCAGUCACCUGAGGAGGCAUGAACUGCUGCACACGGGGGUCCGACCCUUCGCCUGCGCACUAUGUGGACGCCACUUCUCGCAUGGCGCACACCUCCGAGCUCACAUGAAGACACACACGUGAUGGAAGUGCCCUGUGUGUAUGUGUGUGAGUGUGUGUGUGACGUAAUUGACUUCUUGUUUUACAUAUGAUGUAAAGUUUUAUGUGGAAAGACUUGAACCAGUUUUAAAAGGGGCGAUUCCACGUCAAUUCAAUAGUUCAAUACAUACAGUAGACAUCUGUUCUGUGGAUGGGCCUUUAUUGUAGCCUGCUGUGUUGCUAGGCAGUUUCUGAGUAAAAUGCUGAUGGUUGAGAUA
Molecule: messenger RNA, 1828 nt
Organism: Oncorhynchus nerka (sockeye salmon)
Lineage: Eukaryota; Metazoa; Chordata; Actinopteri; Salmoniformes; Salmonidae
Product: B-cell lymphoma/leukemia 11A-like
Exons: 4
Coding region: 189-1595 (468 amino acids)
Biological process (GO): regulation of transcription by RNA polymerase II
Molecular function (GO): DNA-binding transcription factor activity; RNA polymerase II cis-regulatory region sequence-specific DNA binding
Source: RefSeq, a predicted model, not a curated record